This is a messenger RNA of Penicillium malachiteum, 1194 nucleotides long. RefSeq names its product 1-aminocyclopropane-1-carboxylate deaminase/D-cysteine desulfhydrase. Lineage: Eukaryota; Fungi; Ascomycota; Eurotiomycetes; Eurotiales; Aspergillaceae. The record is from RefSeq and is a predicted model, not a curated record. Gene Ontology annotation, molecular function: D-cysteine desulfhydrase activity. The transcript has a single exon. The coding region runs from base 1 to 1194 and encodes 397 amino acids.
AUGUCCCUUCAACUCCCCGAAAAGCUCGCCCAAAUCCCCCGCUAUCCAAUCCUUUACCCUCAUCCAUCCCCAAUCCACCCCCUCUCAUCCCUUACAUCAUCAACCAACAAUCGCCUCCAACACAAGAAACCCCAAAUAUCAAUCUUCACCAAACGGGAAGACCACUCCGCGCCCCUCGCUUGUGCAGGGAACAAAUACCGCAAACUUGAAUACAUCGUUCCGGAUAUAUGUUCCAAAAGCCCAAAAUACGGACACCAUGAACACCACCAACAAACAGAUCCACUUCCCGGCCCCGUCACAACGCUCGUUACGGAGGGUGCGAUCCAAAGUAACCAUACCGUGCAAGUCACCGCGCUCGCUAAAAAACUAGGCCUCAAGGCUUUGGUACUACUACACCGGGGUACGGGAGGUGGUCUGCGCACUGCGAGGGAUAAACAUGCGUUCUUGUCUACGGGGAACGUGCAGAUUAAUCGGGUUCUUGGUGCUGAAGUACGGAUUUAUGCGGAAGGGGAUCCUAUAGCUGAGGAUGCAGAGCCGGUUCUUCGGGAAUUAUUUUCAAAGGGAGAGGUUCCUUAUUGGAUCCCUAGUGGUGCGAGUUUACAUCCUCUUGGUGGAUUGGGAUAUGCUCGUGCCGCGGUGGAAAUUAUAGAACAGGAAAAAGAGAUGUCGCUAAAGGGAUCGGGGAAAUUCGAUUUUGUGUUUGUUGCUUGUGGGAGUGGGAGUACGGUUGGUGGAUUGAUUGCUGGUUUUAAGAUGCUGGAGAAGGAUGGAAUGACCUCUACUAGGCACAUUAUCGGGGUUUUGAAUUCGCCAACAAAGCCAAAGGCAUAUCAUGAGCAACGAGUGCUUUCCUUUGCGCGACAAGCAGGACGGCUUAUUGGGCUUGAGUCCGAAAGGGAUAUACACAUGUCAGAUGUGCGACUUGAAGAUUGGUUUGUGGGUACUGCGUAUGGGGUUUUGGAUUCAGAGACAAAGGCCGCAUUAGAGACUAUGGCGCAGAAUGAAAGUGUCAUUUUGGACCCGGUCUAUACGACCAAGGUUGCUCGAGCAAUGAUACAUUGGCUACAAGAGAAGGAGAUCAGUAAGUAUGCCGAGGAAAAUGGAUUGGAGCAUAUCAAUGUGCUGUUCAUUCAUACAGGUGGUCAGGCAGCCUUGGGGGCAUACGACCUUGAUGUACAUGACCAAGAUGAUUAA